UUACGCAUUUGAUUCUAAUAAAACAAUUGGGUGAUAAUAAGUUAACCAAAAUAAUACAACAUGCCCCCUAAAAAAAGGAUUCAUUCUAAAUCACCAAGUUCAAAAUUAAAAAAAUUGAAGUUAACAACAGAGUCUGACGAUAAUACAAAUAUUUCUAAUGAUACUGAAUUAUCCAAAGAUUUAUCAGAAAUUACAAAUAACACGGAUAACAAUAAUGCUUCGUUAAAUACAUCACCAUCAUCAUUGUCAUCAACACAAUUACCAAUUUCUGAAAGAUUAUUAUUAAUUGAACAAGAUUUAUGUCAACAGUUAAAAAAUAUCAAAUUCCCUUCCAAAGUUGAAUAUAUUUACAAUCCAAUAAUCUAUGCAUUUGAUGUGCAUGCAAAGUAUGUGCAAACUUAUUGCAAUGAAACAAAAACAAUUUUAUUUCUUGGAAUGAAUCCUGGUCCAUGGGGUAUGUCGCAAACAGGUGUACCAUUUGGUGAAAUUAGUAUGGUUCGCGACUGGUUAAAGAUUCAGGGUUUUGUUGGAAAACCAUCUAAAGAACAACCGGAUAGAAAAGUAACCGGGUUUGAUUGUAAACGUAGUGAAAUUAGUGGUAAAAGGCUAUGGGGAUUAUUUAAAGAAUUAUGUGGAACUCCGGAGAAUUUUUUUAAACAUUCUUAUGUACAUAAUUAUUGUCCUAUCGCUUUAAUGGAUCGUAAAGGAAAAAACAUCACACCUGCAGAUUUAAAGAAAGAAGAACAAAAAUUAAUACACGAAUUGUGCGAUCAAGCAUUAUCCAAAAUAAUUCAAUUAUUGGAUGUGAAGAUUGUAGUUGGUGUAGGAAGAUUUGCAGAGAAAAGGGCACAGGCUGUAGUAAGUGCGGAUAAUUUAUCUGCUCAGGUGUUAUGGAUUACUCAUCCUAGUCCAAGAUCAGUUGGAAAUCAAAACUGGGAUGAGAAAACCAAACAAAGAUUGCACGAACUUGAAUUAGCAAAGUAUUUUACCAAUUAAAUAAUUAAUAUUAUCGUAAUAAGUAAAAAA
Molecule: messenger RNA, 1026 nt
Organism: Polistes dominula (European paper wasp)
Lineage: Eukaryota; Metazoa; Arthropoda; Insecta; Hymenoptera; Vespidae
Gene: Smug
Product: Single-strand-selective monofunctional uracil-DNA glycosylase
Biological process (GO): base-excision repair
Molecular function (GO): single-strand selective uracil DNA N-glycosylase activity; oxidized pyrimidine nucleobase lesion DNA N-glycosylase activity
Source: RefSeq, a predicted model, not a curated record